Striga hermonthica is the source of this 2019-nucleotide messenger RNA. NCBI's taxonomy places the organism in Eukaryota, Viridiplantae, Streptophyta, Magnoliopsida, Lamiales, Orobanchaceae. The record is from the annotation of a GenBank genome assembly.
AUGGAUUAUCUGGAAACGAUGAAGCAUGAGGUGCAGACUGUGAAGGAUGCAGUUCUCAAGCUUCAGUUUUCUCUUCUGGAGGGAAUCAAGCACGAGAGCCAGCUCAUGACCUCCGGCGCACUCCUUUCUCAAAGUGACUACCAAGAUGUGGUGACCGAACGCUCAAUAGCUGGCAUGUGUGGGCACCCACUCUGCACCAAUCCUUUGCCCACUGAACGGCCCUGGAAAGGCCGUUACAGGGUGUCGCUCAAGGAGCACAAGGUCUAUGACCUCCAGGAGACGUACAUGUAUUGCUCGACCGGCUGCUUGAUAAACAGCCGGACUUUUGCUGCAAGUUUGAAGGAGGAGAGGCCCUCAGAUCUGAAGCCGGCCAAACUGAGUGGAAUUCUGAAUCUAUUUUAUGGGCCAAGUUUGGGUCCUGAUGAUGCAGUGGCAAGCGGGGGUGGGGAUAUGGGUCUGUCUGGUUUGAGGAUUGAGGAGAAAAUGGACACAACAGCUGGUGAAGUGUCCGUGGAGGAGUGGAUUGGUCCCUCGAACGCGAUCGACGGUUACGUGCCACGGAGGGAAAAAAAUAUGGAAGCUGGGCGGUCGAAUAAUGAUAGGGGAAGUGGAAAAAAGGAACACAUUGGACUUUCUUACGAGGACAUGGAUUUCACAAGUGUGAUUAUAACUCAAGACGAGUACAGCGUCUCAAAAAUUGUGCCUCCCGUAAAGGAUAAAGAUAAAAAAGGAAAAGCGAGAAGUAAUGAAGUGAAUCGCCUGGGUAACCUGACUCAAAAGCCAAAUGCUCCAUCAGUAAGCACUCAAGAAAUGAGAUCCAAAAACUUAAAUAAAUCUGAGGAUAUGAGUACAUCGGAUGGUAAAGUUGGUUUAUUAGAAGAUAAAAUUGCUGGGCCUAGUCAAAAUGUCGCUAAAAAGGGUGGAAAGGAACUCCAGCUGGGAUCCGAGAAGUCUAAGGAUGUGACUACCAUGGAUUAUAAGGUCUGUGUAAAUGAAGGUCCCAGCCAAAAUAACUCUCAGAAGGAUGGAAAGGAAUCGCAGAUGGGAAAAGAUUUGACGGCUGGUGUUCUGAAGUCCUCUUUGAAGACUUCGGAUUCAAAUCGGACAAACAGAUCUGUAACCUGGGCUGAUGAGAAAACUAAUGCUGAUGUUAGAAACCUUUGUGAAGUCAAAGGAUUAAAAGAUGAGGAAGUGGGCCAAGAGUCAUACAGAUUCGUAUCUGCUGAAGCCUGUGCAAUGGCUUUAAGCCAAGCUGCAGAAGCUGUAGCAUCAGGGGAAUGUGAAGCAUCUGACGCUGCAUCUGAAGCGGGUGUUAUAAUAUUGCCAUCUCCUCAUGGAGAGGGUGAAGUUAAAUCUGAAGAGAAUGGUGAUGUGGUGGAUACGGAACCACUUCAACUAAAGUGGCCUCCGAAACCAGGAUUUUCAGAGGCUGAUCUUCUUGAUUCUGAGGAUUCUUGGUAUGAUAGUCCACCAGAGGGGUUUAACUUAUCACUAUCACCCUUUUCCACAAUGUUUAUGGCACUCUUUGCCUGGAUGUCAUCGUCUUCAUUAGCUUAUAUAUAUGGGAAGGAUGAAAGUUUUCAUGAGGACUACUUGUCGAUCAAUGGGAGGGAGUAUCCUCGUAAGGUUGUUAUGCUGGAUGGCCGCUCGUCUGAAAUUAAGAUAACUCUAGCUGGCUGCCUCUCUCGAGCCUUGCCAGGACUUGUUGCUGAACUGAGGCUUCCCAUACCUAUAUCAACUCUUGAGCAAGGAAUGGGACACUUGCUGGACACAAUGUCAUUUAUGGACCCACUGCCAGCAUUCAGGAUGAAACAGUGGCAAGUUAUUGUCCUUCUGUUUCUUGAUGCUCUUUCAGUCGCUAGAAUUCCUGCGCUCACACAACAUAUGGUUGGUAGGAGGAUUUUGCUUCCCAAGGUCCUUGAGGGUGCACAGAUCAGCAUGGAUGAAUUUGAGAUAAUGAAGGACGUGAUGAUUCCCCUUGGCCGUGUGCCUCAAUUCUCAACUCAGAGUGGAGGCUGA